UCCAGUGGGUCAUCUUAUUGCUUGCCGUUUGGUCCAUCAAUAUCUGCUGUGCGAAGCAUAGUAAGCACAGGAAUCAACAUCAUAACCAGGACAGCAUCUACUGCUUCAGUGAAAAAGAGCUGGAAAAGACCCCAUCCAAGGUUCUACAUCAUUUUGUGAGCAGCAAGAUGCAUUGGGACAGAUACUCUGCAGUGAACCUGGUGAGCAAGCUGGAGAAAAAUGAGAGGAGAAGAAAAAGACGCAGGAGAGCCCGACAACCCACCUGCCCAAGCAUAAACACUUUGAAAAAGGGGCUUGCCCUAAACGAACGCUCCAUCUCACCAUGGACCUACCGAAUUGACACCGAUAAGAGUCGUUAUCCACAAAAGUUGGCGUUUGCGCACUGUCUCUGCGAUAACUGCAUCAGCUCCGAAUCUGGGAAGGAGACAUCAUCCGUGCUGGUCAGUCAGACAAUGCUGGUGCUACGGAAGAAGAGAUGCCUGGACACACCCAAGUUCACCUUUGAAUUGGAAUACAUAAGCGUCCCGGUGGCGUGCACCUGCUCCGUGGACCGCUAGUAGGACUAAUCUGCUCCUAUGGAGACUAAUCAUUCAAACUAUCCAAACACCCGGUUGUGACUAUGUCACACUCAGUUUGUUUGUUUUAGAACACUUCAUGUCUUAUUUUCACUUUGCAGAAUGUGUCCAGGGAAACUGCUUAAACAACA
Bufo bufo (common toad) is the source of this 706-nucleotide messenger RNA. RefSeq names its product interleukin-17C-like. The coding region runs from base 168 to 557 and encodes 129 amino acids. NCBI's taxonomy places the organism in Eukaryota, Metazoa, Chordata, Amphibia, Anura, Bufonidae. The transcript is spliced from 2 exons. Gene Ontology annotation, biological process: inflammatory response. Gene Ontology annotation, molecular function: cytokine activity. The record is from RefSeq and is a predicted model, not a curated record. Gene Ontology annotation, cellular component: extracellular region.